Molecule: messenger RNA, 1912 nt
Organism: Silurus meridionalis
Lineage: Eukaryota; Metazoa; Chordata; Actinopteri; Siluriformes; Siluridae
Gene: gmpr2
Product: guanosine monophosphate reductase 2
Exons: 10
Coding region: 247-1293 (348 amino acids)
Biological process (GO): nucleotide metabolic process
Cellular component (GO): GMP reductase complex
Molecular function (GO): GMP reductase activity
Source: RefSeq, a predicted model, not a curated record
GUGAUCUCCCAGUGCUCUCACACAGGACACCUCUGUCUAUAAAACUACACUGCACACAUCACUCUAAAGUGUCCAACACGCAGAAACCGCCUUUUUAUGCCGCUUCCUGUCGCUUAUCUUUCAUCACGUUUUAAAGUAGCACUCGCAGCAGCAGCAGGAGUGUGAGACAGUUUUGCUAUCUGUUUAAAGCAAAUAGAAGGUCCAAAGACCACUCUGAUACAUUAUCAGUCCCAAUUUGAAGCAGCCAUGCCUCGCAUCGAGAACGACAUCAAACUCGACUUCAAAGAUGUGCUUCUCCGUCCCAAACGCAGCACGCUCAAGUCCCGCAGUGAGGUGGAUCUGAUACGCAGCUUUACUUUCCGAAACUCAAAAGGCAGUUACAGAGGCAUUCCCAUCAUCGCCGCUAACAUGGACACGGUCGGAACGUUUGAGAUGGCAUUGGCACUGCAUUCGUUCUCUCUUUUCACUGCCAUCCACAAACAUUACUGCAUUGACGACUGGAAAGAAUUUGCAGCAAAGCACCCUGAAUGUGUAGAGAGCGUGGCCGUCAGUUCGGGAACAGGAGAGACGGAUUUUGAGAAGCUUUCUGCUAUUUUGGCAGCUGUGCCCCAGCUACAGUACAUUUGUGUCGACGUAGCGAAUGGAUAUUCAGAACACUUUGUGCAUUUUGUCAAGGACGUGAGGCAGAAGUUUCCUUCGCACACCAUCAUGGCUGGCAAUGUGGUCACGGGAGAGAUGGUGGAGGAGCUGAUUCUCGCUGGUGCUGACAUCAUCAAAGUGGGCAUCGGUCCAGGCUCAGUGUGUACAACCCGGAAGAAGACAGGCGUAGGCUACCCUCAGCUCAGUGCUGUCAUCGAGUGUGCUGAUGCUGCACAUGGCCUGGGUGGACACAUCAUUUCUGAUGGAGGAUGUACCUGUCCUGGUGAUGUCUCCAAGGCUUUUGGUGCGGGGGCAGACUUUGUGAUGCUGGGUGGAAUGUUGGCAGGCCACUCUGAGAGUGGGGGUGAGACCAUUGAGAAAAAUGGCAAAAAAUACAAACUGUUCUAUGGCAUGAGCUCAGAUACGGCCAUGAAGAAGCACGCAGGGGGAGUAGCAGAGUACAGGGCAUCUGAGGGAAAGACAGUAGAGGUUUCCUUUAAAGGGCCAGUGGAGGACACUGUAAAGGACGUGCUCGGCGGAGUUCGCUCCACCUGCACCUACGUGGGAGCUGCUAAGCUGAAGGAACUGAGUCGCCGUACCACCUUCAUAAGAGUGACUCAGCAAAUAAACAAUGUGUUUGGGAGCCAUGACUAAGCCAUCACUGAUGCUCAUCAGUUGCUGAUCUGGUCUAACACAUUUUUCACAUCAGUUAAAGAGCAGAACUAUGCCAGAUUAAUGCAAAGGUUUAGAAUUUUGAUUUAUUUUAGUAGUAUUUUAGUUAUUGUCUUUGCAUUCACACAAAAAAUAAUGGUUAGGGUUGUGGCUAACAUGGCUAAAUGAAAUUCACCGAGAUAGCCUUCAUAGAAAGACUUAUCCAAACUGUUUGGCUUGAAAAUGUGAGGAAAAUUAGAUUUUACCCUGCAGUGUUUAUUUUUAUUUUAUUUUAUUUAUUUAGUUAUACAGGAAAUAUUACAGAAAAAUAAAAAGUCACUCAGCUUCCCCCUACUCUUAUUUGUUCAUGUCUCAGGGUUUACUGCCCUUACUUUAUUGAAACUGUCUUUAAAACAGACCAAAUCCUGUUAAAGAGCAUUGUUAUUUCUUCUGUUCAGAUUUUACUGUUGUACAACUUUGUAGUUUUUAUGCCUUUUUUCCCAAACUGGACCUAAACUCAGCAGCUGUUGCCAUUCCACAUCAAUUAUUAUAAUUAAUGUCUUUGAAAUGUUUUCUUAUCUAUUGAUCAAUAAAUGAGACAACUGUCCUCUUGCAACUAAAA